Molecule: messenger RNA, 327 nt
Organism: Exophiala xenobiotica
Lineage: Eukaryota; Fungi; Ascomycota; Eurotiomycetes; Chaetothyriales; Herpotrichiellaceae
Exons: 1
Coding region: 1-327 (108 amino acids)
Source: RefSeq, a predicted model, not a curated record
AUGUCAAUCGUCGGCAUCUCGCCCACUGACAUUGUCAAUGGUAUAAGAGUCACCAAAAGAGCCAUCGAAGCUCUCAGAGACCAAGAUGGAGCCAGAGAUGAUUUUGCCGACGCCUCGGCAAGUGUUGGCCACCAUAUUGAUGCCAUUCAGAAUCUUGAGAACGCAUUCAACGAUACUUCAGAUCGGUCGACGCAGCUGAGCACCGGUAUACCAGACAAGGUUCGAGAUCGCUGGAAUACCCUUGACUCUUGGAAGAGCAUCAAAGGUCUAGGUUGGAAAAGUAUCAGAACUUGGGGGCUCAUGCUGCUCACCCGAAAUCGAAGAUGA